CAACUGAAGCCUAAUUUGGUUCUAGAAUAUGCUGGAGAAACGACCUUCCAGUGUUGGAUCAAACUUUUUUUUUGGUUUGAGGAACUGUUUCUUCCAAGGCAACCCAGUCGAUAUUGAAACUUUCUCAUUGUUGGAAACUUGGUUUCCCUGGAUUGAGUUAAAUCUGCCUUCCUGAUAUUUCUGACCAUUUUGAUCCUGGAUUCUUCCUUUGGAUUUUCACAGAAAAAAAUCGAGUCCCCUUUCCACACAGCAGUCCCUUAGCUGCUAUCAUUAUGUUAUUCCUGAGGGCUCAUCAUGUGAAGGGCACGGUGCUAGGACACGUACACACUUAAUCCUGGCAAAAACCCCAUUGACGUGUUAUGCCCAUUUCACAGAUUGACUCGGGCAAGGUCUUCAAACCUUAGACAGUGGCUUUUGCACUUUGUCGAGGCCUCCUCCCUCCCCGAGGGAUUGGGACACCUCUCCGGCCUGCCUGUCGUAUUCAGCAUGCAGUCAGCUCUGUACACCUGGACCUGUGAGGUCACCCACAUCCUCAAUUUGGAGGCUGUUUUUGUCCAGGUGCAGGCUUUCCGGCACUCUCUCUCUCUUAAAUUUCAUCCUACUCAUUUGGCCUUUGGGAUGCAAAUAUAUAUAUAUAUAUAUGAGAAUGCUUUCUUUGUAUGGUACAAAGCUAGAUUUGAAAAAAAGAAAAAAGGACCAGACCCAAUUCCUGCCCUGAAAAGUUUGUAAUCUCGUUUGCACCAUGAGGCAUUCAUAGAAAAAGAGACUUGGAUGAUGCAGGCCGUACUUCUGAGCUGCUGUCUCUCUCUCCCUCUCCCUCUUUCUCUCAUUCCUGUGUCAAUCACGGUGUGUGCCGUUUUUCUGAUGGUCUUACACUUGUUUAUAUUGAACUGUUACUUAAAUCCACCACGGUCUGUUACCUUCCCUCUAACAGCGCAUUUUGUCCCCAACAGGACACGAAAACAUCUUUACAUGUAAGGUGAUUUUAUGCAGUGGUUGAGGCAUAAGGGGUUCCAUUGGUCAUGGAUCAUCGGAUAGGGAGUGUCUGUUGGUGUCUGGAGUUUGCAGAAAGGAUACUGGAUCUGAGGUCAAGGAAGGUGGGGCUUCUUCCUCCCAUCACACCUCAUCACACCACCAGCAUCUCGAAGGUACCCGGCGGGGCCCAGUGCAGGAGCCCCUGUGUGAACGGUGUGUCGGGGGAAAGUCAGUGGAGCCUUCAUUACAGGGAAAACCCCUGACCCCCAGAUGGGGGUCAGUAUCUAUGAGGCUGACCUCAUUUGCGUUGGUUUGGUAGUUUUCAAAAUAAACCUCCAGCAAAUGCGUUCUGAGGUCCAGAGGAAAGACACGACAGUGUAAGGAGAGGCUCUUCUUGUUUGGAAAUAACUUCAUUACUUCAUGGGAAGCUGGUAGGGUCCAACGGCAGCAUUCUGUUGAGUGGUGGCCGGGCAGGUGACUCGAGGCAUGAGCCAGCCCUCUGAAAGGAGAGCCCGGGGUGGCCCGGGACAGCCGUGCUCUGUUGUGUGACUCAGGUGGGUGAAGUUGGAGCGGGACCUCGCCGGGAACAAAGAGGGGGACCGAGCUUCGGCACACGUGCUCUUUGUCGCUUCAAGGAAAAGUGCUUCAUUGAGGCUGGCUUUCUGGAAUCGCGGGCAAUCAUCUGUGUCCUUUAACUGACAGGAAGGAACGUUGGAGAAGCAGUGUUGUCUCUCACCAUCUGGGUUGUCUGUCUCCUUUCAGAAACCAGUUAAAGAGACUUACUAUCUUGUGUGGGCGUGGAAUUGCCUGUUUCAAAGAUGAACCACACGGAACGUGAUCUCCUGGUCCUCUUGGACAGCAGUGCAUCUCCUGUCAGGUCCAGUUCCCGAGGGAGACAUUUCCCCCUUCCUUUGUCUUUGGCCACAGAGAGUUAGAGGGGGCACGACUCUCGUCUUUCCUUCCAAAGUCCAUGCAGCCGACCUGGGCACACUUGGUGUUCCGGGUUCUAAGGGUUUGUGGGCCGUGGGAUCGCUGGGUGAGACCGGCUUGUGCUGCGAUUGCUUCUGGGUCCUGGGCUUUUACGGGACAAUUCCUGGCCACGGCUCCCGGUGCCCCUGGAGCUCCUGGCUUCCUGGUCUCCCGCUGUUAGGGAUCUUGAAUGAAUAGGGAGUGUGGAUUUUGGGCACUGAUUCAUCACUCCUUUCAGAGGGCUCUUAAACUGGGAAAGCCGCCAGUGGGAUCAAAUUUUCAUUUCCUGAAACUUCAACCAACCCUAUAACUGGCGAGAUAGCUCAGAGGCACAGGGAGUGACAGUCACCGAGGGCAGAGAAACCAGGGGUUAGAAUGUUCUCUGGGGCAGGACUCGCCUGAAACUAAUCCGAGGAAGGUGCGAGCUUUUCCUGCUUAGACUAGAGGGUAUUGUGCUGCUGUCAAGUCUCAGAACCCUCUCUCUUUACAGAGCAGACGUAUGAAAGGUUAUUAAUAUGUGAUAAGCACACCCACUUAAAGGCUUAAACGUCAUAUAUAUUCUGAAUGGUGAUCUCUUCCUCCUGUAUAUUGCUCAGGUUUAUUUCCUCAUACUCGGAAAAGUGUUGACUCUUUUUUUAAAUUUUAAAAAAAUCUGAAAGCUAUCAGUACAAACGGGUUCUUUUAUUUUAUCUUUGCAUGAAGAGUAAAUAAAUGAUCUGGUGCAUCUUUCUUGUGACUUGUUCGAGGAGGUUUCCUGAGAUUAAACAGCCAUACUUAUAUUUUUAUUUAUAGCAAGUUAAUAUUUUUUUAACACCUUUAUUGGAGUAUAAUUGCUUUACAAUGGUGUGUUAGUUUCUGCUUUAUAACAUAAUGAAUCAGCUAUACAUUUACAUAUGUCCCCAGGGUUUUCGUUUUUUUAAUGUAAUGAGUCAAAGAAUAAUUUUGCUCUGGAGUCAGAGAGGCAGUGCCCGGCAGGAGCUGGCUCAGUUGCCUUUGGCUCCAUUGGAUUUUCAGAGCUGGUGGAGUUGGUAUCUUGAGCACCCUUUCCAGAUGCAAAUCUGCAAAUCUGCAAAUGCUACCAAUCAGGCCCAUCCUGCCUCUGUGGGCUGUUCAACAUUUAUCAGCUUUAUGAUCACUUUAUUUUAUUUUAUUUUAUUUUUUGGCUGCGUUGGGUCUUCGUUGCUGCACGCGGGCUUUCUCUAGUUGCGGCGAGCGGGGGCUACUCUUCGUUGCGGUGCGCGGGCUGCUCAUAGCGGUGACUUCUCUUGUUGCGGAGCACGGGCUCAGUAGUUGUGGCUCACGGGCUCUAGAGCACAGGCUCAGUAGUUGUGGUGCACAGGCUUAGUUGCUCCGCGGCAUGUGGGAUCUUCCUGGACCAGGGCUUGAACCCGUGUCCCCUGCAUUGGCAGGCGGAUUCUUAACCACUGCGCCCCCAGGGAAGCCCUUUCUGCUCACUUUCAUUUAACAAAAGCGUAUGUAGCACUUCCUGUGUGCCAGGCGCUAAGAGCUUCUUUAUCAACUCAUUUUACGCCCCUAACAACCCUGUAGUGGGUGCUACUGUUAACCCCUUUUGCAGACAAGGAAACCAAGGCCCAGAAACAUUAACUGAGUUGUCCCAGGUCACAGGUAGUGAGUGACUGAGCUGGGGUUUGGAUCCAGAGUCUAGUCAUCUCGCUGUCUGCAUCUGCUGUGUGCCAGGCACUUUACAGAUGAAAAAUGAUCAGACCUGAUCUGGCCAGCUCUGAAACCCAGAGCUUUCUCACUGUGGAUGGGGUCCUGUGGAGGCGUGAUUGUGAAGGCCGUUUCUUGGAGUAUUGUUUGGUCAAUUCAGGGCAGCCAGGAGUGGUGGAUAAAGGCCAUUAUUUGCUUAUGAUGGGAAGAGUGACAUCAGAUAAGCCUUUACUAUAAAACUUUUUACAUUGAUGGUCUUUCUAGAUACUGCUGUUCACAAACGUCUGCAAACAAGGUGACCCAGGGCUUUCUCUUCAUUACCGAUAUCCUUAGAAACCACCCAAGUGGUUAGUUCUGAAUUUCUUUCUUUUCUGGAUUUGGGAUAGUGAGUGGAGUAGCACGUGGGUAUGGGUGUGUUUUAUGGAAUUUCUCAAUAUGUUUGUUUAUUAAGAUUGGGGCGGUUCCGGGCAGAUUAUUUGAAAAGUCAGGUGUGGCCCCCACGUGGGUCUAAGCUCUAGACCACGUGCUCCACGGUGGGGUCGGUGGCAGCUCCACCGUCCCAGUGGAAGCUCUGCAGAAUCUUAUCACACCUGCCAUGGCCUGGGCACGUGCGGUGUCUGCCUGCGCCCUCGCGUUGAAUCCUCACUUGAGCAAUCCAGAGUGAUGGCUGCGUCUGCUUCUGUCCGAGAUUCAGAGAGGUCGGUUGCCCAAGGACACCUCAGGGUGUGACACUGCCAGGAGCUGACCCAGAUUUUUGCCUUCCUUCACCUCCACCCGACUCAACGGUCUACAAGUCCCUGUGCAUGUUUCUCUUUCCCUGGAUUCUCCUUGGGGUGGAGGUGACGUCGGGGAAGUCUGGGCCUCCCGGUGGGAGCUGGGUGAGUGCCGCAGGCCCUGAGCUUAACAAGCAAGUGGGUCCCAGUCUUCUUCAGGGUAAACAGCGGCAGGAGGAGGUGGUGAGGUGAAGGCGAAGGUGAGCGGGCAGAACCGCCGUGCUUCUGGCGAGAGGUCAGCUUGGACGUUCCAAACACCUCCCUUUACCUGAUGCUGCUGAUAAAAUCAGGAUGGCUUUAAACUCGGGAUCACCACCAGGUGCCGGGCCUUACUAUGAGAACCAUGGAUUCCAACCCGAAAGCCUCUACCCUCCGCAGCCGCCCAUGGCCCACCGUGCCUACGCGGGGUACCCGGCUCGGUACUACCCGCCCGCGGUGCCCCAGUACACCCCGAGGGUUCAGACGCACACCUCGACACCCGUCAUCCUCAUGCAGCCCAAACCCCCGUCGGGGACAGCAUGCACCUCAAGGACUAAGAAAGUCCUGUGUGUCACCUUCACCCUGGGGGCCCUGCUGGCGGGAGCAGUCCUGGCUGCUGUGCUGCUGUGGGAGCUCUUGGAGGACCAGUGCUUGGGGAUGGAAUGCAGCUCCUCGGGGACCUGCGUCAGCCCCUCUCACUGGUGCGACGGCAUCCUGCACUGCCCCGGCGGCGAGGACGAGAACCGGUGCGUUCGUCUCUACGGACCCAACUUCAUCCUCCAGGUGUACUCGGCUCAGAGGAAGUCCUGGCACCCCGUGUGCCAGGAUGACUGGAGUGACAGCUACGGGAGGGCAGCGUGCCAGGACAUGGGCUACCCGAAUAGUUUUUUUUCUAGCCAAGGAAUAGUGGAUGACAGCGGGGCCACAAGCUUCAUGAAGCUGAAUGUCAGUGCCAACAAUAUCGAUCUCUAUAAAAAACUCUACCACAGUGAUGUCUGUUCUUCAAAAACUGUGGUUUCUUUACGCUGUAUAGAGUGCGGGGUCUCGGGGAAGACGGGACGCCAGAGCCGGAUCGUGGGCGGGUCGAGCGCCGCCCCGGGGGACUGGCCCUGGCAGGUCAGCCUGCACGUGCAGGGCACCCACGUCUGCGGAGCCUCCAUCAUCACCCCCGAGUGGAUCGUGACCGCCGCCCACUGCGCGGAGGAACCUCUUAACAAUCCCAAGAUUUGGACGGCCUUUGCAGGAAUUUUGAGACAAUCUUUCAUGUUCUAUGGAAACGGAUACCGUGUAGCAAAAGUGAUUUCCCACCCAAAUUACGAUUCCAAGACCAAGAACAAUGACAUCGCUCUUAUGAAGCUGCAGACGCCUCUGACUUUUAACGACAGAGUGAAACCAGUGUGUCUGCCCAACCCGGGCAUGAUGCUGGAACCGACACAGUCCUGCUGGAUUUCCGGGUGGGGGUCCACCUACGAGAAAGGGAAAACCUCGGAUGGGCUGAACGCGGCGAUGGUGCAGCUCAUCGAGCCCUGGCGGUGCGACAGCAAGCAAGUGUACGGCGAUCUCAUCACGCCGGCCAUGAUCUGUGCGGGGUACCUGCAGGGAACCGUCGACUCCUGCCAGGGUGACAGCGGAGGCCCUCUGGUCACUCUGAAGAGCAGCAUCUGGUGGCUGAUCGGGGACACGAGCUGGGGGUCUGGCUGUGCUAAGGCUUACCGACCGGGAGUGUACGGAAACGUGACCGUGUUUACAGACUGGAUUUAUCAACAAAUGAGGGCAAACAGCUAAUCCAUACAGCCUGGGUCCUUGACACCAUUCCACAAGAAAAUGAAGGGGCUGAUUUUUAAUCGCCGUGCACAAUUAUUUUUAGAAAUGACUCCCAGGUCCUUUUGUUUUUAUUAAAUAGUGAACCUAUCUGCCUUUGGCACGCUCCACAGUUCUCUGCAGGCCACGUGGCCUCCCCCACCCUGGACCCACACUCCCGGGCCCCUCGUCUGACAGGGGAGGCCCAGCUGGGUGUGGGCACGCAGGGCCAGUGCAGAGCAGAGGGAACGGGUCUGUCCCACGGGGACCUCCCUUCCAAGCCCCACUCCAGGGGCCCCUCUUGGAUGCACAUGGGGCUGCUGACUUCUCAGCUGUUGGACGGCUUGAGACGGGAAGGGAGGAAGCCAGGUAGAACCUGCAGGGGCCACCUUCUGGGGCCAUAGCCAGUGAGGGCCACUUGGGGUAGCCCCAGGGCCUGUCUCCCCAUGAGGGAUUUUGCUGAUCAUUUUUUAGUGCCUUCUUAGCAGCCCUGGAAGGUGGCUGGAAAUAAAGGGACCAGCCCUUCAUGGGUGAUGACUGGAUAGCCACUUGUCAGGGCACUGAAACCUUUUUUCCUUCUUGGUGGGGGGGUGAGGGUGUAGACGGAGCCCUCAAAGCAGAUGUGUUCAGUUCUGAGCACUGCUGGGGCAGGGGGCCCCUGCCUGUUGGGUGGGGCUCUGUCCAGGGAGACCAGCCUUACCCCAUGUCUCCAUCCUGUCCCUCUCCCCGGAGACUGUGCUACACCCCACCCCCUACUGUGGUCCCCACCCCGAGUGGGGUGCCUGCUGACCCUCUUAAGUCCUGCUAAUCACGUGGAAAUUGAGGUGACCCAGGGCAAUCAGGGAUGCUGAUUAAAGAUACACUGUUUCCUGUAAAGUUUCUACAUGUUACUACCUCAGUGCUCAUGGAAUCUGGGCCGUGAUCCUCUAAGUAGCUCUACACUUGGCUCUCUGAAACUACUGUUGUCUUUGCCUGUGUGAACAGCAGUGGACUUGAGCUGCUCUUACAAAGUGCCUGGCUCCGAAUUUAAUGCUCUGUAAAUGACACGCUAAAGCACAGCA
Balaenoptera acutorostrata (minke whale) is the source of this 7228-nucleotide messenger RNA. RefSeq names its product transmembrane serine protease 2 (gene TMPRSS2). Bases 4680 to 6152 code for a protein of 490 amino acids. Gene Ontology annotation, biological process: protein autoprocessing. Gene Ontology annotation, cellular component: membrane. The transcript has 14 exons. Lineage: Eukaryota; Metazoa; Chordata; Mammalia; Artiodactyla; Balaenopteridae. Gene Ontology annotation, molecular function: protein binding; serine-type endopeptidase activity. The record is from RefSeq and is a predicted model, not a curated record.